Messenger RNA from Nothobranchius furzeri (turquoise killifish), 2836 nucleotides. Its product is annotated as proteoglycan 4. NCBI's taxonomy places the organism in Eukaryota, Metazoa, Chordata, Actinopteri, Cyprinodontiformes, Nothobranchiidae. The record is from RefSeq and is a predicted model, not a curated record.
GGGAGGGAGGAGGGGUUAAAGAUUGGGAGGUGUAGAUUGCAGACAGAGCAGACCUGGGGUUGGCUGGAUCGUGAUAGCGACAGAUGUCCAGAGAAGUGCGAGGGGCACUGCUCGGGUACAACACGCUGCACCUCGGAGAGCAGGGGCGGAAUCUGCAGCUGUCACUCCCGGAAGACUUUCUUCUUUUUUACCUCCGUUAUCAUCGCAUCCGCUCUGCUACUGGCAAGGAAAACCAACCAGUUUCCCUAAAUAAGGAGCCAUCAUGGGAGGCAAAGUGAGCAAAAAGAAGAAAGGAUAUGAUGUAAGCGACCCAAAAAACAAAAAGGAUGAAGCUGCAGCAACAGAUGCUGGUGCAGGAGAGUUUGCUAAAGUGGAGGAUGGAGCCCCGCCCUCAGCCGGGGAAAAUGGUGCUGUGGAGGAGACAGUUGUGACUACAGCAGCAUCUGAAGCAGAAGCUGCUCCAGAGGAUCCUAAAUCUGCACCUCCAGACAAAGAAGCUCCCGAAACAAAAGAGGAAGAACCUCCAGAACAGAAAACCGCAGACGCCAAAGCGGCUCCAGUGGCAGAGGAACUUGCUUCGGUAGCAGAAGCCCCGGCUCCUGCUGUGGAGGAAAAAGCUGUUAAAGCAGUGGAAACAGCUCCUGUGGCAAAAGAUCUGGUGGCAGAGAAAUCAGUUGUGGAGGAAAAAGCUGCAGCAGCAGAAAAGGCUCCAGAAGAACAAAACUCUGCUCCUCCUCCAGAAGAACCAUCUGCUGUCUCAGAACUGAAAAUAUCAGCUGUUGAGGCAGCUUCAGUCAUAGAAGCACAGGUUGCAGCACCAGAUGAUCCAGUUCCUGUUGAAGACCCAGCCCAAGCCGAACCAGAACCAGUUGAAGAGAAACCAGUGGCAGCAGGAGUCGAGAAGCAAGUGGCUGCCGCGGUCACAUCAGAAGAACCUGUUCAAAUUGAGGCUGAGCCUCAAUCUCCAGCUGAACAUGAAGAGCCCCAUGUAGAGGAACAUCCUCCAGCUGUGAUGUCCGUACCAGAGCCAGAUGUUGUUCUAGCCCACACAGAAGCAGGACCCAUCAAUCCCGAGCCAGAACCUAUCCAAGAGACUGUUACAGAGACAGAAGGAGCUCCUACUGCUGUCCUAGAACCUGAGCCAGAGGCAGAAGUUUUAGUAGAAACGGUGCAGAGUCUGGAGGCAGAUCCUAGGGAGGAGGAAGCAGCAGAGCCCGUAGGAGAACCAGAGCCAGAGUCUGUGGAGGCACCCAGCCCAGAACCUGAAGCACAGCAGUUUGGACAACCAGAACCUGAGCAAGCGACGCCUGCCACAGAAGAACAACCAGAACCAGAGCAAGCAACGCCUGCCACAGAAGAACAACCAGAACCAGAGCAAGUGACGCCUGCCACAGAAGAACAACCAGAACCAGAGCAAGCAACGCCUGCCACAGAAGAACAACCAGAACCAGAGCAAGUGACGCCUGCCACAGAAGAACAACCAGAACCAGAGCAAGUGACGCCUGCCACAGAAGAACAACCAGAACCAGAGCAAGCGACGCCUGCCACAGAAGAACAAGUAGAACCUGAGCAAGUGACGCCUGCCACAGAAGAACAACCAGAACCAGAGCAAGCGACGCCUGCCACAGAAGAACAACCAGAACCUGAGCAAGUGACGCCUGCCACAGAAGAACAACCAGAACCUGAGCAAGUGACGCCUGCCACAGAAGAACAACCAGAACCAGAGCAAGCGACGCCUGCCACAGAAGAACAAGUAGAACCUGAGCAAGUGACGCCUGCCACAGAAGAACAACCAGAACCUGAGCAAGCGACGCCUGCCACAGAAGAACAACCAGAACCAGAGCCAAUCACAUCCGACCCUAUCGAUUCUGAGAGCAUCAAAGGAGAAUCACCUUAUGCCUCAGCUGAAAACCAUCCUGCUGAGGAAGACACCUUUGUCUCUGAUGCAGCAGCGGAGUCAGGAGCAGCAGAACCUGGCCCUGAGAUCAUCGUCUCAGAGUCUAUUUCAGAAGGCAGCCUCGCCGCUGAAUCCGACAACGCAAACGAAGAGGUGCCUUGCCCAGAACCUGAGGCGCAAACCAAGAUGGAAAAUGGAGAUUUAGAGAGCCCCUCUAGUCCAGAGAAUGUACCAGAAGCAGUUCCAGCCAUGAACGGGACUUGCAGCAAUAAUCUGGCCACACACACAGAGGAAUGUGUUAAUGGGGAUCAAAACCUCGAGGAAGCACCUCUCAAAGAGCAGAGUGAGUGUGAACGGAAAAAGGAGGUGGACUUCUGUGGAGAUGUCCAGGAAGUUCCUGAUGCUGUCUCAGACAUGGUGGAGGGUCUCAGCACUGAGGUCACCCAGGCAGUCUGAGACAAAGCCAUCUUCAACAUUGCUGCGAAUUCAGUUCGGUCCCCUGAUGGUGAAAGAGAGCCACCAAGCAAUCACAAUCACAGGCUUUCUGAAGCGCUUUAACCACUGCUUGGUCUUUUGUGGAAACUCAGGAAAAGUUCCCGAGUAUCAAAGAGGACACAACCACUUGAAGGUGCAGACUGAAGAAGACACAGAGGCAUGAGCAGACAGAGACUUGGGCGGCUAAUGUCAACCCAAAUGAAUAACAGACUUGGUACUAAUGAAUAAGUGAAUGAAUCUGUGUGUUUGAGACCGAUAAAUACUACAAACAGGGCCAUUUCAAACACUUUCACCAUUAACAUGUUAUCGGAUUUAGAAUUUCAACUAUUAUUUCAAUUACUAUACGAGACAACAUGACCUAAAUGUUUUGGCCUUUGAUAAAAAUAUCUGUAAGGACUGUUUGUGGAUUGAUGGGAAUGGAGAAUAAAAAGAUUGAAGUCCAGA